Messenger RNA from Medioppia subpectinata, 1206 nucleotides. NCBI's taxonomy places the organism in Eukaryota, Metazoa, Arthropoda, Arachnida, Sarcoptiformes, Oppiidae. The record is from the annotation of a GenBank genome assembly.
GAUAUAAUCAUCGGUUUGGGUCACUCCGGGUUCGUACGAGACGUGGAGAUCGCCAAAAGUGUGCCCGAAAUCGAUGUGAUAGUCGGCGGACACUCACACACUCUCCUAUACGACGGCCCGAAGCCGUCGGUCGAAGAAGUGAUCGACAAAUACCCGACGAUUAUAAACCACGGCUCGCAUCAGAGUCUAGUCCUACAGGCCUUUGCUUUCGGCAAAUAUUUGGGUGUAAUUGACGUCGAGUUCGACGCCGAAGGAAAUGUCACCCGUUUUGAAGGCAAACCUAUUUUGUUGGACAAUAGUUUUCCAGAAGAUCCAGAAUUAGCCAAAGAAGUCACUGAAUAUACGGAUCGAGUGAAACAAAAGUACGGAGAAGUGAUCGGAAAGACCAGAGUAUUACUCGAAGGCGGAUAUAAAUGCGAAUUACGUGAAUGUAAUUUAGGAAAUCUCAUUACGGAGGCGACGGUUGUCUAUUAUAUGAGCCAACGGCCGGUUGUGGGCAACGGGUGGACAGAUGUGGCCAUUUGUGUGAUGAAUUCGGGCGGUAUUCGGUCCACGAUUGACACGACCAACGCUGACGGCAACAUCACUUUGGAGGACUUGAUAACCACACUUCCCUUCAGUAAUAACAUGAUUAUUCUGGAGAUGUCGGGUCAAUUGGUACGGGAAAUGCUGGAGUUUAGUGUCGCCGGACACGACCCGCACUUCAAGAUCCCGAGCGGAAAGUUCUUGCAAAUGUCUGGCCUUCGGGUGGUUUACAAUCUAACAAAUCCCGACUUUGAGAGAGUGGCCAAAGUGCUGGUCCGGUGCGCCAACUGUACGGUUCCCGAGUAUAGACCCCUCGACGACAACGAGCUCUACAAACUGGUUGUUCCCCAAUAUAUAGCCGACGGCGGAGACGGCUAUCAGAUGCUGAAGAGUAAGGAUAUUAAACGGAUUAGUAGUGAAGUACUCGACUACGAGAUUGUGUCACAAUAUUUGUCUCAAACGCCACUCAUUUACACCGGAAUUGACGACAGAAUUGAAUUUAUUCUUUUAGUUUUAGAGUUUAUCGAAAUUACUCCCAAGAAUGUCAUAAUAUUGAUAGAGAACGGAGUAAUCAAUGGAUUCACACAAGUAUUCAACGGCACAGAAGUGGACACAUAUUUGGGUAUUCCAUACGCGGAGCCACCGGUCGGUGACCUCCGCUUCCGAAGACCAGUGCCGGCG